AUGGUCAACUCCUGCUGUGGCUCUGUCUGCUCUGAGGAGAGCUGUGGCCAAGGCUGCUGCCAGCCCAGCUGCUGCCGCCCAAGCUGCUGUGUGUCCAGCUGCUGCAGGCCCAGCUGCUGUGUACCUUCCUGCUGCCGCCCCAGCUGCUGCAUUUCUAGCUGCUGCAGACCUUCCUGCUGCCGCCCCAGCUGCUGCCAGCCCAGCUGCUGUGUGUCCAGCUGCUGCAGACCCCAGUGCUGCCAGUCUGUGUGCUGCCAGCCCACCUGCUGCCGCCCCAGCUGCUGCCGCCCCAGCUGCUGCAUCUCCAGCUGCUGCCAGCCCUCCUGUGGUAGUUCUAGCUGCUGUGGCUCCAGCUGCUGCCAGCCCUGCUGCCGGCCCUGCUGCCGCCCCUGCUGCUGCCUGCGCCCAGUCUGUGGUCAGGUCUGCUGCCAGACCACUUGCUACCGCCCGACCUGUGUGAUCUCCACCUGCCCCCGCCCCAUGUGCUGCGCCACCCCUUGCUGCUGA
Molecule: messenger RNA, 507 nt
Organism: Peromyscus maniculatus bairdii (prairie deer mouse)
Lineage: Eukaryota; Metazoa; Chordata; Mammalia; Rodentia; Cricetidae
Source: RefSeq, a predicted model, not a curated record